This is a messenger RNA of Lates calcarifer (barramundi perch), 1066 nucleotides long. RefSeq names its product BUD31 homolog (gene bud31). Bases 96 to 530 code for a protein of 144 amino acids. The record is from RefSeq and is a predicted model, not a curated record. Gene Ontology annotation, biological process: mRNA splicing, via spliceosome. Gene Ontology annotation, cellular component: spliceosomal complex; nucleus. The transcript is spliced from 4 exons. NCBI's taxonomy places the organism in Eukaryota, Metazoa, Chordata, Actinopteri, Centropomidae.
CCCUGGAUGACGUUAAAUUGUAGUGCCUGAGACGGGUUCGAGACAAAACGAAAACACCCGGGGCUUUUGUUGUAUUUUCUUCAAAACACAGCACAAUGCCCAAAGUAAAGAGGAGUCGGAAGCCGCCCCCAGAUGGCUGGGAGCUUAUUGAACCCACUUUGGACGAGCUGGAUCAGAAAAUGAGAGAAGCUGAAACAGAGCCUCAUGAGGGAAAGCGAAAGGUAGAGUCCCUUUGGCCAAUUUUCAGGCUGCACCAUCAGCGGAGUCGAUACAUCUACGACCUGUUCUACAAAAGGAAAGCCAUCAGCAGAGAGCUGUAUGAGUACUGUAUAAAGGAAGGCUAUGCAGACAAGAAUCUGAUUGCCAAGUGGAAGAAACAGGGCUAUGAGAACCUGUGCUGCCUGCGCUGCAUCCAAACGAGAGACACCAACUUUGGAACCAACUGCAUCUGCAGAGUCCCCAAGAGCAAGCUGGAAGUGGGAAGGAUCAUUGAAUGCACCCACUGUGGAUGCAGAGGUUGCUCUGGCUAAGUGCAGUUUUUGGACAUCCAGCCUGUUUUCUGUCGGACAUCAGGGCUCACCCAGCCUCCAUCUGUGCACUCUCAUCACCCCAAAGCAACAUCAACUUUUAAUUCAGUCACCUGCAUUAGGAACAAUUCACUGACAUCUUCAUCACCAUCCUCAGCUGCCCUGACAGGGCAUCAGUACUCUUUUGCUUUUAAACAUACAGGAGCAAUGGAGAAUACACUGAGAGGGGCCAUCUUGUCUUAAAUACAUUUGUUUUUCUGUGUGUUGUUUUUUUUAUAUAUAUACCUAACAAAAGCCCUCAUCUCCUAAAGCUCAAAAAAGGAGCUUGAGGUUAGCUGUUUCUGGAUCAGGCCUGUCAUUCCAACUAGUCACACCCACUGUGAAGGUCAUUUUCAAUUGUAAUGUGUUUCAUUUCAUUUAUAGGGCUGGGAGGGAGAUGAUUUUUGUUUCAAAUGUCAUUGUCUGUUGUUUUAAACCUGAAAACUUUCUCUUCAAUGUUGUUAUUGUAGUAUAAUUUUAAAUAAAACAAUUCUGAUUUA